Messenger RNA from Pristis pectinata (smalltooth sawfish), 1795 nucleotides. It is a transcript of the gene mab21l2, whose product is annotated as mab-21-like 2. The record is from RefSeq and is a predicted model, not a curated record. NCBI's taxonomy places the organism in Eukaryota, Metazoa, Chordata, Chondrichthyes, Rhinopristiformes, Pristidae.
UUGGGCGAAAGUAGCAGCACGUGCACGUCAGGUUCGGCCUCUCGGUGUUCACAGCGCAUGCUCAGCCCGGCGGGGACCAUUCAUAAACUAAACUCUUACACACUUCCUGAGCGUGGGGAAAAGUGGCCAUAGGAAUAAAAACAGUCAAACUCAGGGGCCGAGAGAGCGAGCGAGAGAGAAAUGAAUGCUAACAGACAAAUUCCUCCACUUUUAUCGCUUCACUACAGCAACAAUCGCCUCUGAUUUAAACAAGAUAUUUUGAAGAAACCAGUUACUGAUUUCGGAGGACUUGGUUGACAUUUGUAUUUUGUCUUCCUCACUUUUCUCUCUCCCUCUAACCCAUUAAAUUCAAUGCACUUGUUUCAAAUUUGUGCCAGUUAAAAAGUGGGUGCCCACGGAACACCGGUAAGCGUUGGAUCCAUCAACCUACUGCGAGACUCCGGUAUAUAGCCCGGACCUGAGUCCCAACAUGAUCGCGGCUCAAGCCAAGCUGGUCUAUCAGCUGAACAAGUACUACAACGAGCGGUGCCAGGCUAGGAAAGCCGCGAUCGCUAAGACCAUUCGAGAGGUGUGCAAAGUGGUCUCCGAUGUCCUUAAAGAAGUGGAAGUCCAGGAACCCCGCUUCAUCAGCUCCCUUAGCGAGAUCGAAACGCGCUUCGAAGGGUUGGAAGUGAUCGCUCCAACAGAAUUUGAGGUGGUCCUUUACCUGAACCAAAUGGGGGUCUUCAACUUCGUGGACGAUGGCUCACUGCCUGGCUGCGCUGUGCUAAAACUGAGCGAUGGGAAAGAGGAGCAUGUCCUUUGGGUCGAGUUUAUUACAGCUUCGGGCUAUCUGUCAGCCCGGAAGAUCCGUUCCAGAUUUCAAACCCUGGUAGCACAGGCAGUGGACAAAUGCAGUUAUCGAGAUGUGGUGAAGAUGGUGGCGGAUACGAGCGAGGUAAAACUAAGAAUCAGGGAGCGUUACGUGGUGCAGAUCACGCCAGCUUUCAAAUGCACGGGCAUCUGGCCCAGGAGUGCGGCUCAGUGGCCCAUGCCACACAUACCCUGGCCCGGUCCGAAUCGGGUGGCCGAAGUUAAGGCUGAAGGCUUCAACCUUCUGUCCAAAGAGUGCUACUCCCUGACGGGGAAGCAGAGCUCGGCCGAGAGCGACGCUUGGGUUUUACAGUUCGGCGAAGCUGAGAACAGGCUACUGAUGGGUGGCUGCAGGAAAAAGUGCUUAUCCGUGUUAAAGACUUUGCGAGAUCGACACCUCGAGUUGCCAGGGCAGCCCCUCAAUAACUACCAUAUGAAGACACUACUGCUCUACGAAUGCGAGAAACACCCCAGAGAAACCGACUGGGAUGAGUCAUGCCUCGGUGACCGCCUCAACGGCAUUCUGCUCCAACUCAUCUCUUGUCUCCAGUGCCGGAGAUGUCCUCAUUACUUUCUUCCAAACCUUGAUCUUUUCCAAGGAAAGCCUCAUUCCGCUCUGGAAAGCGCGGCUAAACAGACAUGGCGAUUGGCGAGAGAAAUUCUUACCAACGCAAAAAGCCUCGAUAAGCUAUAGUAGAACUUGCAUUCCCAGCAAAAUUUCAACAAUUAUUGCAAGGCACAAAAAUGAACUUACUAGAUGAUUAAAACAAAAUACUUUAAAAGAAGCAAACGGACUUGACGUGAAACAGAUUCAAGGUACAUUUUAAACUAAAUGUGACUGUUUUGUUUAGAUGUUGUCAGCCUGUGAGGAACCUUUAUUUAAGUCUGCACCGUCUUUUAAAGGCCAAGAAAAUUUCAGUUGUGAAAUGUAUUUUGCGUGCCA